Molecule: messenger RNA, 1602 nt
Organism: Pseudomassariella vexata
Lineage: Eukaryota; Fungi; Ascomycota; Sordariomycetes; Amphisphaeriales; Pseudomassariaceae
Product: cryptococcal mannosyltransferase 1-domain-containing protein
Exons: 1
Coding region: 1-1602 (533 amino acids)
Source: RefSeq, a predicted model, not a curated record
AUGCCUCGUUCCGUGUCGCCGGAAGAGCGGAUUGCCUCCCUCGAGGAUGGCCACAGAUCAUCGACGUCGAGCACCACACUGGGCGACUACGCGCGCGAGGACCUCGAGACAUUUUCAAAACAAUCAAGUCAUCCGUGGGCGGCCAAGCUACUCGGAUGGUGCACAUCAAGGCCGCGGAACUUGCGGCGCAUCUUCCGGAGGCAUCCGGGCCACCCCAUACUCACCAUAGUCAAAAACGCCUUGCUGUUCAUAUGCGCGCUAUUCAUCGGAACGCCAAUAUUCGCACCGUCGUACACCAGACCACCUCCUCACUACCGGGAGCUAAUAGUUAGAUGCGAUGGUGCCGCAGCUGAGCCGGGGUGCGCCAAUCCAUUCAAGGAGAAGGUCUACAUCAGUGUCAGCUUAUAUGAUAAGGGGGGACACUUGGCCAGUGGGACAUGGGGGAAGGCGCUUGAGGAAGUCAUCCACCUCAUUGGUGAAAACAACGUCUUCUUGAGUAUAUACGAGAACGAUAGUGGUCCGGAGGGAGCGAGUGCCUUGGCGGCUCUGGAGGAAAAGCUUCGAUGCAAGCACAAGAUUGUCAGCGAGCCUCAUGUCCCAGUUUCCGAUUUCCCCACCGUCAGGAUGCCCGACGGGAGCGAUCGAGUAAAACGUCUAAGCUAUCUCUCGGAAAUGCGGAAUCGUGCCCUGCGACCCAUUGAUACUUACGACCCGGACGUAGGAACUUUCGACAAGAUACUGUUCCUUAAUGAUGUGGCUUUCCGCCCGGUUGAUGCGAUGCAGCUACUGUUUAGCACCAAUCUGGGACUAGACGGGAAAACUCACUACCUGUCCGUCUGUGGACUGGAUUACAAUAACCCCUUCCUCUUUUAUGACUUGUACGCCCAGAGAGAUGCCGAAGGCUUCUCCAACGGCCUCCCCAUCUUCCCCAUCUUCUCCAACGCCGGUCAUGGCAUCUCGCGGGCAGCGAUGAUGGCCCAGAGUGACGCCGUUCCCGUGACGGCCUGCUGGGGUGGUAUUGUGGCCAUGCAGGCGAAAUACGUUCAGAACAUGAACCAAAGCUUGCCCGACCCCGAUUUCCAAUCCAUCGGAAGUCACGUCAUCGACCCGGCGAGUCCUAGAAACGUCACGUCGCCCGUUCGAUUUCGAUACGAGCCCGAAAUCUUCUUCGACGCCUGCGAAUGCUGCCUCUUCCUCGCCGACGUGGCCCAAGUCGCCCGCAAAGAGGACGCAAAGGAGGUUGGCACGUAUGUGAAUCCCUACGUCCGUGUCGCCUACGACGAGAGCGUCCUCGGCUGGAUCCCCUGGGUUCAGCGGUGGGAGCGGCUGUUCUCCGUCCCGCAAGCCAUCUUAACGUACGUACUAAACCUGCCGACGCACAAUCCCCAUCGCACCGUCGAGGAACAAGACGGCUUUAUGGAGGAAGUCUGGGUCGGCAAGGGCGACAAGGGGCAUUGGGAGCUGGUUCAGCGCGAGGCGAGGAAUGGAUUGCUUUGUGGGGUGCGCGAGAUGCAGCUCAUUAGUGAGGGUGUGCGAGGGGGUGAUGUUAAUUGGGAGAAUACUGUCAUGCCGCCGGGGCAGACGCUGCAUUUUCCGACGUAA